Chelonoidis abingdonii (Abingdon island giant tortoise) is the source of this 6762-nucleotide messenger RNA. The record is from RefSeq and is a predicted model, not a curated record. NCBI's taxonomy places the organism in Eukaryota, Metazoa, Chordata, Testudines, Testudinidae.
CACCUCCCCGUCUCCCUCCGGAUGGAACAACCCGCCCCGUACCGAUUGGAUGGCUGCCCGCAGAGCCCCGCCCUCUCCCGCUCGUCGGGGGAACCCCACCACGACAGAUGACAUCUGGACAGGGAUGACGGGCGACAGGUCUCACCCCCCAAUCACCAUGCGGCCGUGCCGGUUCUUCAUCUUGGUGCAGGAUUUCUCUGGGGGAGGUGGGAGGCAGGUGCCCCGGGGCAGCCUCCUGAGCCACGCGGGCGAGCUCCCCUCCCCGGACUGCGCCUUCUGGGCCAAGCUGCUGGACACGGAGGCCAUGGUGCAGGUGCCGGCCCGGGCUGUGCGGGAGCUGAGCAAAGAGCAAGCCAGGAUGCUGCAGGCCUUGACCAAUGGAGAUGAGCGACUGGAGCUCUUCAGACAGGAGGGGCUGCUGGGCAGGCGGGGGGCCCUGCGCCCGGGGGACCGGGUCCGGGUCCAGAUCACCUCGGCCUCUGGGGAGAAAGUCCGGGGUGUCCUGCGCUACCGAGGACCCAUGGGAGACAGCAAGGAGCAGGCUGGAGUCAUCUUCGGGGUGGAACUGGUGGGAUCAGCGGCUGGGAAGGGUUUCACCGACGGCGCCUUCAGAGGUCAGAAGUUCUUCUCAUGCCGGGAGAACUGCGGGGUUUUUGUGCCUGUGAGCCGGAUUGAGCCAGAUGAGGGGUCCGAGUGCAGCCCCCUGAUGGCUCCCCGGGGCAGCCGCCGGGCAUGCACCAGGCUCCAGCUGGCCGCAGGGGACCCCCUCAAAUCUCCACCCCUGGAGCUCGGCGAUCGGGUCUUCUUCAGGAUGGGUGACAGUGCCCCCAAGGGCACUGUGGUUUUCUGCGACUAUCUGCCAAAGAAGGAGAUGACUGGGGUCUUCGUGGGGAUCUUCCUGGAUCAGCCCGUUGGCUCAUGGGAUGGCAAAUUCAAAGACCAAUCACUCUGCCACCUUCCCUCUCCAGAGUAUGGGAUCCUCCUGCCAAUCGCCAAAGUACAUAAAGAAAAGGCUGAUGAAGGCCCCAAGGCCUUGAGUGAUGACUCCUCCCUAGGGGUCCUCAAUGACCUCCCAUCCCCCUCCUCCAUUCGAUACCCCCCUAGACCGCAAUGGGAGUCCCCUCAUGGCUCUCCCUCUUCCCUGUUGAUGGGGGGCACCGAGGAGCGGGGGGAAGGGGAGGAGGAGGAAGGAGAGGAGGAGGAGUUGGCUUCGCCCCUGCUGGAAAUCAACUCUAUGGUGGAGGUGCACGACCCCCCAAUCUACGGGGUGAUCCGCUGGACUGGGAAGCUGCCGGAUGUGAGGGAGACCAUUGCAGGGCUGGAGCUGGAGGAGCCGCUGCCCUCGGGCUGCACGGACGGGAUCUACCGAGGGAUGCGAUACUUCCAGUGCCCCCCUGGCAAGGCUCUCUUCAUCAAGCUACGCCACUGUCGGCCCGAUGCCCGCUUUGGGGCGCCCCAGCCCCCCGAGAACCCUGUGCUGCGCUGCAACUCACUGGCUUUCAGGGUCUACGCCAGCGAGCGGGUGCCAGAGGACACCCCCCCGGGGCUGGGUGAAGAGGGGGGUCAGCGCCUGAUAGGCUGGAAGAAGGGGAUCCAGGGCCAUUGCAACUCCUGCUACCUCGACGCCACCCUCUUCUGCAUGUUUGCCUUCAGCUCCGUGCUGGACUCGCUGCUGCUGCGCCCCGCGGACAAGAACGACGGGGCAUCUUACGAGGAGACCCGGGACCUGCUGAGAACCGAGAUUGUUAACCCCCUGCGCAAACAUGGCUACGUCUGCGCCACCAAGGUGAUGUCCCUGCGGCGGGUGCUGGAGGCGGCUGGACACUCCCCGGGCUUCACCAGCGAGGAGAAAGACCCCGAGGAGUUCCUCACCCUGCUGUUCCGGGUGCUGAAGGUGGAGCCCCUCUUUAAGAUCCGGUCGGCGGACAAGGACCCCCAGGGCUGCAUAUUUUACCAGAUCUUCAUGGAGGGGAGUGCAGGGGGGGCAAGGCGGGGGGUCCCCACAGUGCAGCAGCUGCUGGAAGGGUCACUGGCUGCUGGGGACCUCAAGUUCACUGAGGCCCCCUCCUCCUCAUCCUUACAGAUGCCCCGCAAUGGCAAAGGAACUACAAGGCCUUUGCAGCAUCUGCCUAGCCUGGAGCUGGACCUUACUGACCUGCUGGAGGACACCCCCCGGGAGUGCUGCAUCUGCCAGGCUCUGGCGCUGAGCGAAUGCCCCCAGUGCUUCGGGGACCCCAGCAUCGGGGCAGGGAGCACCCGUCAGUACUGCGCUCUCUGCUGCCAGCAGGUUCACCGUCACCGCGCCCGGCGCUCCCACCGCCCCCGCGCCCUGUGCCUACCCCCAGAACUGGAGCACCUGCCGCCCCCACCUGGCCCCCUGCCCCGCCAGACUAUGCAGCUCUACGCCACCCUCUGCAUUCAGACCAGCCACUACGUGGCCUUCGCCCGCCACGGCCCACACCGCGGCCAAUGGCUCUUCUUUGACAGCAUGGCCGACCGCCAGGGUGGCCAGAAUGGCUUCAACAUCCCGCAGGUCACACCUUGCCCGGAGGUGGCUGACUACCUGGAGAUGAGCCCGGAGGAGCUCCAGGUGCUGGACCCCAAGUGCCUGCCCCCCUGUGCCCGACGCCUGCUCUGCGAUGCCUACAUGUGCCUCUACCACAGCCCCACCCUUGGGCUCUACAAAUAGUCUCUCCCCUGGGGUGGAGGAAUACGGCGAUUGAGGAGAGGGCAACGGGGCUGCUGCCCAAUGAGGGGACUUUCUUUGCACCGUGAGUGCCCCUUUAAGAAUCAGCUGGAAACUACUUGGACCUAUAGCUCAACCUUGGUAUCCUUAUGCCCCCUAAAAGGGCUGGAUCAGAGCUGGUGCCCCCUGGAGGGGAAAGGUCCUGUGUCCCAUUCCCCUCCCUUUGAGCCAGCUGAUCCCACAUCCUGGGGCCAGAUGGGAGCUGGCGCCGCCUAGAGGGAAAGGCCCCAUGUCCCAUUCCCCACCCCCUGAGCCAGCCGGUCCCCCAUCCUGGGGCCAGAUGGGAGCCCAUGGCCAGUAGGUGGUGAUGGCCCCAUUGUGACACUGCCAUUAAAAGCGGACAGGACUGAAAAAUCCCACUGCCAUGGGCCUCAACCAAACCAGCUUUAAGACUCAUCCUUUGCAAACCUGCCUGAGUAACCUGGUGACUUAUGGUAUCACGGCGCCAAGGAGAACCAGACCUCCCCGGUCUUUAUCUCAGCAGCUGGGCUCCAGUGCCACUUUGCUGUAGAGGCUUGCUGCACUGAGCGGCCGCUGGAGACAUCCUGGAGGGCUUCCAGGAGAGAGGAGGGGCUAUGUGGAUAUCCCUGGACAAGGCCGGAGCUUGGCUGGAAUCCGGGGUGCAAUUCUGGGCCCCAGCCGUUCCAGAAGGAGGGAUUUAAACUGGAGCAGGUGCCGAGAAGGGACGACCAGGGGGACAGAGUUGGGCUGACGGGAGGGGAGUGAAAGAGCUGGGCUUGUUUAGUCUAGCAAAGAGCCAGCCGAGAGGGGAUCUGUCUGCUGUCUAUAAAUACAUCAGGCCGGGGGCGGUCUAAAUACCAGGGAGGGUGAAGAGCUAUUGAAGCUAAAGGACAAUGUUGGCAUGAGAACAAAUAGCUGCAAACGGGCCAUUAACCAACUCCAGCUGGAAAGUAGGAGGAGGGUUCUCACCCCCAGAGGGGUGAGGUGCUGGAAUGGCCUCCAAUAGGAGGUGUGAGGGCAAAUAAUCAAAAAGUUUAAGGCUGAGCUAGGCAAAUGCAUGAGCGCGAUUGUGUGAUGGGGAAGGAACCUUGGAGCCAAUUGUCCUCUGUUCCUAAUGGUCGUGCUUCAGGGUUCCAGCCAGCCACCGGUAGGGGUCAGGAAGGGAUUUCCCACCCAGGGAAGUUAUUUUUGAAUCACCUUCCUCAGAAGCCCCAGGGAUGGCCGCUUCUGGAGAGGGGCCAUUGGACAGGGAGGGCUAAGGUCUGAGGUGGCUCUGAGUAUCCUCCCUCUCAGAUGCUCGUCUGGCUGGUUUUUGCUCAUAGGCCUGGAGUCUCGCUGGUUGCCGUACAUGGGACAGGGAAGCAAUUUUCCCUUAGCGGAGCUUGGCAGGGUCCUGCGGGAGGUCUGUCUCCCUCUGCACCAUGUGGGUGUGGGUCACUUGCCAAGAUUAGCUGGAUUCCAUGAGGUGGGCUUGGGCAUUGGGCACUAAUUGGAGAAGUGGGGGAUUAAACUCCAGCUCUGGAUAGACAAGCUUGAAGAGCAACCUGACUUUGCGCCGAUUCUGUUCCCAGAGUGGAUUGCGAUUCACCCCCCAGAGCUACUAGCUUCCAUGGCCCUUAGUGAUGAGGAAGGUCGCAAGGAGCGGCAGGAAGUUUCACUACCCCCCGCCAGAUUGCUCCUGCCACCCCUCAAAAGACCCUCACUUUGUGUGGGCCUGCUACUGGCUCUGUGUCACGCCCAGGGUUUGGGUGGUCAGGGCUGGUGCCAGAGAGAUCGCAGACCUUAGUUUGGGGUCUAAGAGCGAUAUCCUGAGCUGGGGACCAGGAUCAGGGGCAAAAGUUGGUGGCAAAGCCCAAGUACCGAUGCUAGGGGUCAGGACUGGAGUUGCCCUUUCAGGCCCGGGCUGGGGUCAGCAGACUGAACCGAGAGAUAGGUCCAUCUCUGGCUGGCUUCCUUGCACAGCCACUUUCUGGAACACCUCCUGGGUUCAAAUAGAGCAUCUGGGCCAAUCAGGGACCAGGAGGAAGCUGUCACACGGCCCGGCCUUCCAAGGCGGUACUUCCUGUGGUGGUGAUCUUCCAGGGGAGGGUGCCAUGGCCUGGUGGUGUUGGCCACCCCUGCAGAACCUCGCCCCUGAGUCUGCUGCUCUCCUAGAGCCGAGCCCCCAGGAAAUCCUUGAGAUCCGCUCUGCCUGGCAAGGGUGGGACCUGGCUGUGCCAGCCUGAUAUGUGAGGAAGGUCUCCUCCCCUGAUGCAAGUGGCACCUCAUCGGAUUGGAGGGGAGCAGUGGCCCCACCCAGGGAAAAGAUGGCGCGCAGGCCAGCCGAUCACCCCCAGAAGGCUGCAGAGGGGAAGGGACUGUGUAACCAUCCGUCCUGUCCACCCCAAGAAGACUUGCAGGAGCAGUGGGGAGCAGAUCGGAUUGGGGAUGGCAGGAGCUGGGGGUGGGGUUGGGGAGAGCAAAGGGCUGCUGCAGCUGGGGAGGGAUCAGGAGAGCCCAGAAUGGGGCAGGGCCGCCCAGAGGAUUCAGGGGGCCUGGGGCAAAGCAAUUUCGGGGGCCCCUUCUAUAAAAAACAGUUGCAACACUAUAGAAUACUAUAUUCUCAUGGGGGCCCCUGUGGGGCCUGGGGCCUGGCGCAAAUUGCCCCACUUGCCCCCUCCCCUGGAAAGCCCUGUAGUAGGGAGGUAAGUCAGGCUUAGGGUGGAGGGUGGUGUGGGGAGCAGAUAUAUAUAUUGACUCAGGGCAGUGGGGGGGGUGGGGUGGGACGAAGUGGCCAUUUUCUGUACCAUUUGUAUGAAGCCGGUGUGUGCCUCAGUUUCUCUCUGCACAUUGCCUUGCGGGCUGGUGGCUGUACACCGGUUAAUGCUGCUCCUAGCACAGGAAGUGGGUGUGUCCCCUCGCUGUCCGGGGGUCAGCAAAGAACAGCUUGAAACCAACCCAGCUUCCAGAGACGGAGCAAGAUUCCCUGAGGACUGAACGAUUGACGUCUGGUAGUGGGAAACCACAGAAAGCGGGAUGUGGGGACUGAGCUGGGGACCAAAGGGGAAAAGGCGCCGGGCAGCCGGGGUGGGAGGGUCUGAGCUGGGUCUAAGGGUGAAGAGACAGACGGAUCUAGCGGGGAAGUCCAUGACCACUGUUUUGGCUCAUUGAACAGACUCAACCAGGGAUGGACCAUGUCUCAACCUCUGUCUCUCUUUCCUAGCCCAAGCGCUAGCCGAUGCCGUGGGCUGGGAAGAGGCUGCAUGUGGCCACCAGAAAUACCUGCCUGGCUCAGUUGGUCCACUGCCAGGAGCAAUAGAGAGAUGGGGAUUGCCAGUGCCGAAGAGUCUUGGAGGCCUCUAUGGCUCCGUGUGGGUUCUUAGGCCUGGCACACUAAAUUUCCCACAUAUUUGGUUUCAACCCGCUCUUCUCUCCGUCCAUCUCACAGAGAUCCCAACUCAAGGGCCUUUCAUAGGUCCUUGCCGCUUUCCUUCUUUCUCCUCCAUUUCCCCCCACCUUCUAUAGCCCCCAAAGUGAAAGAAAGGAGAAAAGCAAGGAAAUUCAAUGCCAAGAACUUGGUGAACACUGAAAAAAAUCAAUGCUUUAUUCAGGAUUGACAAAUGCGUUGUGUUUCUGCCACAGGUUCCACCCCAAAACAAUCCCAAAGCAGAAUUCAGGUUGCAGGAGGAUUAGAUUUUUAUCUUUAAAUGUCGGUAAACGUUGAUUUCACAAUAAUAAUCAAAAUCAACAGCUAGGCAAGGUAAGGAAAACGCUGUUGGAGUAAUUACUAGAAUUUGAUUUAAGGCCAUUUACACAGUAUAUUUGGCCAUAUGCUGUUGACAAUUUGUGUUUUACUGGCCAUAAAGCUUUAACUUUUUGAAUCUCAGUGUCCACUGUCUUUAAAUAAUUAUUGUCUGUCCUCUUCCAUUGUCUGAUCCCACUCAAUUUCCCACAACUGUGAAAAUGUAAAUAGAUAUUUAAAAAAAAAAUAGGUUAAAGGCCAUUAUUUUGCAUAACUGUGAAAAUUGAAAUUUAUCAAAAUGGAAGAAAAUGCUUAAAAACAAACAUUGAUCGUA